Molecule: messenger RNA, 3566 nt
Organism: Tigriopus californicus
Lineage: Eukaryota; Metazoa; Arthropoda; Copepoda; Harpacticoida; Harpacticidae
Product: nardilysin-like
Exons: 4
Coding region: 293-3445 (1050 amino acids)
Biological process (GO): proteolysis
Molecular function (GO): metalloendopeptidase activity; metal ion binding
Source: RefSeq, a predicted model, not a curated record
ACAUCAGACUUGAGAUUUUCAUUGGCCGACUUGAGUCAGCCGUGAUUCACACGAGAUUUGGGUUUUCAUCCCAUCGCCCGACUACUGGUGAUCAAAGCCGACAAUCGACCCCCAGCGUGCCACCCUCCAUCCCACCUGCUGUCCCACCUAAUCAAGGGACCCAAGGCCAGCCAUUGGGCCGAGCCGGGUUUUAAGCCGGAUUGGGCUUUUGAGUGGACGGCAUUGCGUGACCCCUUUGACCCGAGCCUUUCUAGUCCAUCCCUGGGUCCUGGGCCGUCCCCCUGUAAUUCAAAUGGCCGAUCAACCGCCUCCUGGCCUCAUCUCGGUCCAGGUUCUGGCCACGCCCGCCAAAUCCAAGUCCGACCCGAAAGAGUAUCGCACCCUCCAAUUGGACAACGGGCUGCGGGUACUGUUGAUCGCCGACACGGCUUACCCAUUGGACCAAUUGGACCGGCAAGAAGAGGCCAUGAGCCAAAUGGAUUCCGAUCAGGAAGAUGACGACGAGAAUGAAGAAGAGGACGAGGACGAUGACGAUGACGAGGAAGAGGAAGAGGAAUCCGAAGAUGAAGGUAUGGACUUGGAUGAGGACGAUCGCCGAGGGAAGGCAUCCAAAUCUUUGUCGGGUUUAAAAUUGAGUGCCGCCGGGUUAUGCGUGGGCAUGGGUAGCUUCUCGGAUCCCGAGAGCUUGCCCGGAUUGGCUCACUUCUUGGAGCAUAUGGUGUUCAUGGGCUCCAAGAAGUAUCCCGAUGAGAACUCGUUCGACGAAUUUGUCUCUAAACACGGCGGAUCGGACAACGCAUCCACGGAUUGCGAGACCACCGUGUUCUACUUUGAAUGCCAAAGGAAAUCGUUCCGGGAAGCCUUGGAUCGUUUUGCUCAGUUCUUUAUUGACCCGUUGAUGAAACCCGGAGCGAUGGCUCGGGAACGUGAGAGUGUGGACUCUGAGUUUGAAAUGGCUUUGCCGUCGGAUUAUAACCGCAAACAGCAAAUAUUCGGCUCCCUCGCUAAACCCGGGCAUCCCAUGGGAAAAUUCAUGUGGGGCAACACGAAAUCUCUCCAAAGCUCGGGUAAAGACGAUAAAGCCAUGCACAAGCUUUUGCACGAGUUUAAGAAUCGACAUUACACCGCCCAGUUCAUGACGUUGGUGGUUCAGGCCCAACAAGAGUUGGACACGCUCCAAGAGUGGGUGGUUGAGAGUUUCUCCAAUGUGCCCAACAACAAGUUGGAACGCGAAACGUUUGGACACAUGACGGAACCAUUCGACACGCCGUCAUUUCAUCGGCUGUACAAGGUGGCCCCUGUCCAAAACAUUUAUCAAAUCGAUCUGAAUUGGGCUCUGAAAUCGAUGCUCAAGGAGUAUAAAGUCAAGCCUUUGCAUUACUUAUCCUGGGUGAUUGGACAUGAGGGCCGUGGUUCACUGAUAUCCUAUCUCCGGAAGAAAAUCUGGGCUCUGGGUCUCACCUCAGGCAAUGCCGGAGAUGGAUUCGAGCACAACUCCACGUAUUCCAUCUUCAGUAUCAGUAUCGUUCUCACGAAGGAAGGCUUUGCUCACCUGAGUGAAGUGACCCGAGCUGUGUGGGCUUACAUUGAUAUGAUGCAAAAGAAAGGCCCCAAGGAGCGGAUCUACAAGGAGAUCCAAAGAAUUGAAGAAUUGGACUUCCAAUAUGGCGAGGAGCGUCAACCCAGCGAUAAUGUGGAAACUUUGUGUGAGAACAUGCAACUCUUCCCACCCGAGCUCUAUCUCACUGGGGAUGAUUUGAUGUUCGAAUUCAACGAGAACUCGAUUCGAGAAUGUCUGGAUGCGCUGCAAAAGGAUCGUGUGAAUAUUUUCGUCACCGCCAAAGAGUACGAGGAUGGGUGCAAUCAGGUCGAGGAAUGGUUCAAGACCAAAUACUCCGUUGAGGAUGUUCCUAAAGAUUGGAAAUCCGCUUGGAAUGGGGACUUGAGCGAUAUCCAGAAAUCCCUUCAUCUGCCAGAAAAGAACCAGUUCAUCGCCGAGAACUUGUCCCUGAAGGCUCUUCCAUCAGGCACGGUCCCGCGAUUCCCGAUUCAAAUCAAAAAGGAAUCCAAUGGAGAGCUCUUCUUCAGACCCGAUGACCAUUUCAAGCAGCCUCGUGCUCAUUUACAUUUCAUGCUCGUGUCUCCUCUGCCUUUGGAAUCGGCUCGUAACUCGGCCUUGUUGGACUUAAUGAUGGCUUUGACCGCCCAAUCCAUGGUGGAAGACACUUACGCCGCAGAUCUGGCCCAACUCCAAUUUCAGAUCUACGGGAGCGAGCGAGGGGUGGUGUUGAAAGCUUUUGGAUUGAACGACAAGCUCAAACUCGUUUUGAGCGAGAUCCUCAAGCACUUGGUCGAGUUCGGCGAGAGCGUUGAUCCGGAGUUCUUCGAGGCUGUCAAAGCCCAGACCAAAAAGUCCUACUACAAUGCCUUUAUCAAGCCCAUGAAACUGGUCAAGGAUGUCCGGAUGUCGAUCCUUCAGGAUCAGUUCCACGGAGCUAUGGACAGACAUGCUGUUGUGUCGGAGCUCAAGUUAGACGAGGUCCGAGAUUUUGCUCAGAAAUUCCGCAGCGAGAUCUUCAUUCACGGAUUAGUCCAAGGCAAUCUCACCGAAGUGGAAGCUCUGGAGAUAUAUGAUCUUGUCAAAGGCAAAAUGAAGGCCAAACCCAUAUCUAAUGGCACCAUCCCGGAAUUGAGAUGUCGUGCUUUGCCGACCGGAAAAAAAAUCGUGCGAGUGGCCGGAUUAAACCCUCUGGAUGGAAACACGGGGGUAACCAAUUACUACCAAUUCGCACCCGGGAAUUUGAAGAGCCAUGCUCUCUUAGAAUUAGCCAAUACAAUCAUGGAAGAGCCCGUUUUUGAUCGCCUGAGAACUCAAGAGCAGCUUGGAUAUCAAACCUUUUCCAUGUUGAGGAACACUUUUGGCGUAUUGGGUCUUUCCAUAACGAUUUGCUCGCAGGCCUCGAAAUUCUCAGCCGAGCACGUGGACUCCCGGAUUGAGGCCUUUAUGGAGUGGUUCCUCAAUGAGAGGCUAGCCAAAAUGGAUCAACAGGAAUUUGAUGAAGUCCGUGAGACCUUAGUCAAAUUGAAGAAAACUGCGGAUGUGACCCUAAAAGAGGAAGUGGACCGCAAUUGGAGCGAGAUCUGUUCUCGGGAGUAUUUGUUCGAUCGUUGUGGGCAAGAGAUUGAAAUUCUUGAACAAUGCACGAAACAGGAAGUGACUGAAAUCGUGAAGCGGAUCUUCAAAGACGAUCAGAAAUUAUUGAGUGUGCAAGUUGUGGGCAAUGAAAACGCUCAGGAUGAGCUAUGCGAGGAAGCGACCAAGGUCAUUGAUAUAGACCAACCCUUUGAAUGGAAUUACCUUGAAACCAAUGACAAGUUCAUCGGGGACAUCCCGGAGUUCCGAUCGACAUUACUUCUGCAUCCCGUCAUAAGGAUCAUCAAAUAAGGACGGACAAGCCGGACAUUUGAACGUGUAUCUGUGUUAAUCUUGACAUCAACGUACACAACGUAAACAACAACAACAACAACAACAACUAUUAAACAUCACUCAUUACCCUCUGUCUCUU